CUCCCUUCAGUAUCUUGGAUGUGGAGCAGAAUGGAUUUGAUAUUUAGUUUACUUGUCCUUACUGCAAGCACUUUAGUGGGUGGUAAGGAUGCAACUAUUUCCGACCACCCCUACCAUGCAAGUAUAAGUGAAAACGGUUUAUAUAUUUGCGGAGGUUCCAUUGUGGGACGCAGAAAAAUUGUCACAGCAGCUCAUUGUGACUUUAAUUCAGCUUCAGACUUAACAGUAAGAGUCGGUAGUCCCCACGUCAAUACUCUUGGUGAAGUGUUAAAUGUUGAAAAGGUAAUCAGACACCCAAAAUUCCAGGAUGACAUAAAUGACUACAACGUUUUGGUUAUUGUACUUUCGUCAGAUAUAACUGACCCGCAUGCUAAACAAAUCGAAAUGGCAAACAUUUACGAAACAACUCGACAUUACAGUAAUGGUGUAAUAACAGGGUGGCAAAUUUUUUCAUCGGGAAAACUUCAAGUGAAGAACGUAACUUCAUAUAACGCUUGUCUACAAUCAUCUGAUUUUAGUAUUACUGACUAUAUAUUAUGUGGCAGGACAGCAGGAGAGACUGCCUGUUUAGAGGACACUGGAGGUAAUAUAGUAUUUGGACAGUUACUUCGUUAUUACUUAAUCAUUGUUAUUUUAGGACCUUUAGUUGUUAAUAAUGUAUUAGUUGGCAUUGUUUUAUAUGAAGAUGAUGAGUGUGAAGAAGGUUAUCUUAUAGUGUACACCAAAAUAUCUAAAAUAAGGUCAUUCAUAGACUCAAUCGACAGCGGAGUGACCAGUGUCAGUAGUACCAGAAUGCCCAUCCAAGUAUCCAAUGAUAGUAAUAGGUAUUUGUUUGAACAUUUUAUUAUUUUUCUAUUAACGAGUAUAACAAUUAAAUACUAUAUAUAAUAUAUCUUACAUAUUGCCUCUGUAAACUUUACCAUUGUUAUGUAAUUUAAUCAAUAAAAUUUCUUGAGCUAAU
Aethina tumida (small hive beetle) is the source of this 961-nucleotide messenger RNA. RefSeq names its product hypodermin-A-like. Lineage: Eukaryota; Metazoa; Arthropoda; Insecta; Coleoptera; Nitidulidae. Gene Ontology annotation, molecular function: serine-type endopeptidase activity. The record is from RefSeq and is a predicted model, not a curated record. The coding region runs from base 19 to 888 and encodes 289 amino acids. The transcript is spliced from 3 exons. Gene Ontology annotation, biological process: proteolysis.